AUGUCUACUACCACAACCACAACCCAUCGUGCCCCAAGCACAGGCAUCGACCUCGCCAACCUCUCCCCCAGCAACGACCCAGAAUCCCGCUCCUUCUCCUCCUCCGAGAUCAACGACCCCUACAACCUUGGCACGCACAUCAAAUCCGACGCUGACAUAGUCCAACUCAAAUCUGCAUACAAUACAGACAAGCCGCAGAACAGCAGCAGUUCUACCCGGAGACGUCUCAUCCACCACAGCUUCACCCGCGGCGGCGCCAAAGACGCGAAGCUCCAAGACUUUUACCGCGCCCAGAAUGAAAAGAUCCGCUCUUAUCUUAAGAGCGUAGACGACCACGAGCGCGAGGCGAAGGAGACGCAGGGUGAUAAUAACCUCAAGUAUCAGAUCGCGGUGAAGGGUAGCUUGGCUGCUAAUGUCGUUCUCUCGGCGCUUCAGCUUUAUGCUGCAAUAACGUCUGGCUCGCUGUCGUUGUUCACCACCAUGGCUGACUCUGUCUUUGAUCCGCUGUCGGGGGUCUUGCUACUGCUUUCCCAUCGGGCGGUGAAGAAGGUUGAUACGCAAAAGUACCCUUCUGGCAAAUCACGCAUCUCUACCGCGGGGAACAUCGUCUUCUCGUUCAUUAUGUUCUCUGUCUCGUUGGUGCUGAUUGUCAUGUCCGCUCGAGACUUGGCUGCUGGAUCUGAGGAGGAGACGAACGAGUUCCACUUCACUUCCGUCAUCGCCGUCGCCAUUGCAUUUGGGACGAAGUUUUGUCUGUGGCUGUACUGCUGGUCCAUCAAGGAUAUUUACUCCCAGGUCGAGAUUCUGUGGCGCGACCACCGCAACGAUCUCUUCAUCAACGGAUUCGGUAUCUUUACUUUCUCGGCUGGCAGCAAGAUCAAGUGGUGGAUCGAUCCCAUGGGCGCCAUUCUGUUGUCGUUUUUGAUUGCGGGCUUGUGGUUGAGGACUGCGUAUGAGGAGUUUCAGUUGUUGAUUGGGGUGUCUGCUGAGCCUGAGUUCUUGCAGCUCAUCACUUACAUCGGUAAGCUGAUUUUAACUUCUAGUCAAUGCGAUUUGAGAAUCAGAACUGACAGAAUGUUAGCUAUGACUCAUUCGCCCGAAGUCAAGCAGAUUGACACCGUUCGCGCAUACCACAGCGGACCGCGUUACAUCGUUGAGAUUGACGUCGUCAUGGACCGCCAUGAGAGACUUGAGAUUGCACACGACGUGGCAGAGGCUCUUCAGAUCAAGAUUGAGAAGUUGCCUGGAGUAGAGAGAGCAUUCGUUCACGUUGACUACGAGACGGAUCAUAAGCCUGAACAUGACUUGAAGAAGGACCUCUAA
Molecule: messenger RNA, 1323 nt
Organism: Colletotrichum scovillei
Lineage: Eukaryota; Fungi; Ascomycota; Sordariomycetes; Glomerellales; Glomerellaceae
Product: cation diffusion facilitator 1
Exons: 2
Coding region: 1-1323 (440 amino acids)
Biological process (GO): monoatomic cation transport; transmembrane transport
Cellular component (GO): membrane
Molecular function (GO): monoatomic cation transmembrane transporter activity
Source: RefSeq, a predicted model, not a curated record